UCAAAAUGGCGGACGAUGAUCCAAAUAUUUCGGUGGAGUUUGUAGAGAAUAUAGCGAUUUUAACCAUGAACAAUGGUGAGAAUCGUAUCAGUAAUAAGUUUUUAAAAGGAUUCAAUGAUGCCCUCGACAAAGUUGAAAGCAAUGAAGACAUCCAGGCUAUAAUCACAACAGGCACUGGGAGGUUCUACAGCAAUGGGUUAAACCUGAACUGGCUUGGGUCCCUGAGAGAGCAAUGGGGAGAUGAUGAGUACAAGAAGUUCUUCGAAAAUCUGCACAAGCUAUUCCUACGUAUCUUGUCAUUCCCAAUGCCAACCAUUGCAGCUAUAAAUGGACACUGUUAUGCAGCUGGAGCUAUGAUAUCCCUUGGGCAUGACUACAGGGUGUUCAAUAGUCAAAGAGGAUGGUUCUGCAUCAAUGAGGUUCACAUGAACUUAAGAGUUAAUUCAUUCAUGAGAAUAUACUUGAAAACAUUGAUUCCCAAAGGACGUGUCUACCGAGAAAUGCUUGGCUUUGGACGUCGCUACACAGGACCAGAGUUAUUGCAAGAUAAUAUGGUUGAAGCUAUUGCCGAACCAAAAGACUUAAUUGAAACCGCUAAAAAUGUGGUCAUCAAACAUAUCCCUAAGGGUGGAUUUACUAGAGAGGCAAUGAAGAACAUGAAGUAUGAUAUGUUUGUACAAUUGUUUGAAUUUGCUGAGAGGCCACUGGACCUGAAUGCAAAGCUAUAAUAACUUUGGUUGCAGAUUAUAGUAUUGAAAAUAAAGAUUUGUGGAAUUUGUUUAUUGGAAAAUACAAUGGACUUGAUUUGUAUUUUGUAUUAUUCUUUUUAAUUAAUUUAUUUACAAGUUUUUACAUGCAGAAUUAAUGGAAUCUUAUAUAUGGAAAUUUCAU
Messenger RNA from Owenia fusiformis, 891 nucleotides. NCBI's taxonomy places the organism in Eukaryota, Metazoa, Annelida, Polychaeta, Sabellida, Oweniidae. The record is from the annotation of a GenBank genome assembly.